AAGCGGUGUCACGCGAAGCUCUCUGCAAGCCAGGCUCUUCUACACCUCCGUUAUUUUUGUGAGUCCUAGCGCAGCUCCCGUUCAUUUGCGCAAGUGUAAAUCAUGGCCACUGUGGAUGAUAUACUAGCAGGCAAAUAUCCGGCUAAAUCCCAUGCGCGCCGGGUUGCCCAGCUUCUUCAGGCUCGUCAUGGGCAUGGUGCCCCUGGAGUGAUUUACUUGGAAGCUCAGAAAACUCGUCUUAUAGAGGAUAAUGACGAACCGAUGCCAUUCAGGCAACGGCGUUUCUUUUACUACUUAUCAGGUUGCUCGCUUCCAGAUUCGUACUUGAUCUACGACAUUAACGCUGACAAACUCACUCUGUUUAUACCUCCUAUUGAUGCGGAAGAGGUAAUCUGGUCAGGGCUUCCCCUCUCCGCGGAUGAGGCUAUGAAGCUUUAUGAUGUUGACUGUGUGCUUGCAACGACUGAAAUCAAUGCCACUCUUCUUUCUAUUGGCUCAGCAUAUGGUGGCAAUGCCGUAGCUUUCGCGAUUGCAGAUCAGGUCUCUAGCGGAACCGAAUUUCAAGGAUUUGCAGAAACCAGUCUUUCCGUCCUGAAGGAAGCUAUCGAAAAGGCGCGCAUUGUGAAAGACGGAUAUGAGAUCGCUCUUCUGAGAAAGGCUAAUGAUAUCUCUGCCAAGGCACAUGUUGCUGCCAUAAAAGCCUCAAAGACUGCUGUAAACGAGCGUGAGAUUGAAGGCGCGUUUAUCGCGACGUGUAUCGCUCAUGGUGCUCGUGAGCAAUCUUAUCAUCCCAUCGUUGCUUGCGGUGCAAACGGGGCCACCCUUCACUAUGGCAAGAAUGAUGAUGACCUGACGGACCCUGUAACGAAGCAAAGGAAGAGCAAUGUUCUCAUUGACGCUGGAGGCGAGUACCGGGCAUAUUGCUCGGAUAUAACACGCGUGUUCCCCUUGGGCGGGAGAUUUACAAAAGAAACCCGCCAGAUUUAUGAGAUCGUCCUACAAAUGCAGGUAGAAUGCAUUUCAAUGCUUAAAGGAGAUGUUCAAUGGGAGGAUGUGCAUGCGCAUGCGCACCGUGUUGCCAUCAAGGGCUUGCUCGCUUUGGGGAUUCUAAAUGGCUCCGAGGAUGAACUAUUCGAGAAGAGAAUUAGCGUAGCGUUUUUCCCUCAUGGCCUCGGUCACUAUCUUGGAAUGGAUACGCAUGACACUGGGGGCAACCCUAACUAUGGAGACAAGGAUACCAUGUUCAAAUACCUCCGUGUCAGAGGCCGUCUGCCUGCAGGUUCCGUUGUCACUGUUGAACCAGGUAUCUACUUCUGCCGCUUCAUUAUCGAUCCCUAUUCUCAAUCCCCAGAGCUAGGGAAGUACAUCAAUACCACUGUUUUGGAGCGGUAUUGGACGGUAGGAGGUGUUCGUAUCGAGGAUAAUAUUUAUAUCACUAAAGAUGGCCACGAAAAUUUGACCACAGCGCCGAAAGCUAUAGAGGAAAUGGAAAGCUUGGCCUUGUAGGUAAUAUCAUCAUCAUGAAAUAUACAGUGCCGAUACAUACGUGGGCCGUGAACCAUAUUGGAAUACAUUCUAAUCUGGAAGUAUCUAUAUGCCAGAGCUAUACUUCCAUUUCAUGCUAUCAGGCUCCACCCUAGCUGGCUAGAAGUCAACUGGUGAAGUUGUUGUGUUGAGUUGAAUACACGUUAUAUGCAGUACCAUGGUAUAAUUGUGUUUUCUUGAAAGAAAACGAAGAGAAAAUGAAAGGAUACGAACUCCGCCCUGGUGAAUAAUAUUUAUAAACCAGGUUGUUAGACGGCGCCCUUGAUUGAGGAUGAUUGCAGGGCCCAGCUACAGACCACUCCUGAGCCGUUUCCUUCCACUCCCCUUGAUAGCAGACUCGGAUUCAGCUUUAUCUUGAGCGCGCUUUUCUUUAUGGUCAAGUACCAUGCUAAAUACA
Aspergillus pseudonomiae is the source of this 1942-nucleotide messenger RNA. Its product is annotated as aminopeptidase P family protein. The record is from RefSeq and is a predicted model, not a curated record. The transcript is spliced from 4 exons. Gene Ontology annotation, molecular function: manganese ion binding; metalloaminopeptidase activity. NCBI's taxonomy places the organism in Eukaryota, Fungi, Ascomycota, Eurotiomycetes, Eurotiales, Aspergillaceae. The coding region runs from base 103 to 1506 and encodes 467 amino acids.